UUUGCUAACAAUAGUUGUGACUUUUGACCCGGUAUGCCGCAAACGGCCCUCCUACUGCAGGUACCAGUACCGUACUACCGUUACUGUAUAGUUCAGCUUGUCUGGACAGAUGUCACCGCGGUUUGUGAUGACCUCUGAGAUCAGAAGCUAGGACUUCAGGCAUAGAUUUUGCCGCGCGGAGGUUAAAAAGUGAAAUAGUUUUAAAUCUCUCUCUCUUUGAUUUGAAGCGAUUGUUUGUAUAAAUGUCGUGAAACGUUCGAUGAGCGAGGAUCUGCCGGAGGAGAUUUCGCGUCUGGACAGGGAGCUGGACGAUUUCGAGGCGAAAAUGGGAAAGGAGAAGGUGCACAACUGCGAGUUCCCCGUCCACAGGUGCUACUGCGCCGGGGAAGACGAAGAGGUCUGCAAGACUCUCGUCCGGAGGGCCCAGCCGGUCAAAGAUCCUACGCCGAGGAGGAAGCAGAAGAGUCCCGAACGACCUCGGACGCAGCGGCCCAUCCGGAAGGACUCUGCGUCAGUCCUGAAGACGGACAUCUCGCCCAGGAAGAAGCCCAAGGAGGUCUACGACGUAGAAAACGCAAGAGUCACCGUGGAAGUCAACCGAGAGAAAUCCCACUCGCCUCCGAUCCGUUUGGACAAACGUAAUACACAAAAGGACGAUGUUCGAGAUGAUUGUUCAGAAGGGCGGGAUAAAUCAAAGAAAAAACGCUGGGCUGAAAUCCUCAAGGAGCAGAACGCCAUUGGUAAACGGCGGCUGUCCAACAAAGGCACACAGGCGGAUGAAAACACAAACAGGGACGUCAUACAACAACACAACUGUCCUUUUACCGUUGAAGCUACUUCAAUUCUCAAUGAGCUAAAAAAGAAGUCAAGCAUAAAUGAAAAACACGAGCUGCAAUUUCUUCUGAGCGACUUAGAAAAAAUAGUUAAAAAGUUGGAGAAGAGAAUCCCUACAAAAAGCAAAGUGGAUACUCAUCAGAGGCGAGAAGAGGAUUUUAAUAAGCACAUUGAGAAGUCUUACCACAAUUUGGAAGCGUCUUGCAAGCAGCUGGAAGAAUCUUGCAUGAGGUUGAAAGGAGAGCGAGACACUCUCAAAGAAGAACUUCUCAAGAAGAAUACAGAAUUGCAAAAAGCACUCCUGAGGGAGAUUGAGUUUAAAAAUAAGCUCAAUGAGGCCAACAAUUCGGCUGAAGCGAUGUCGCAGAAAAUUGAAAAAUAUUCAGAUUCUAUGAGGGAGCUGACAAAUAAGUUUUCACAGCUGCAAGAGGAGACUAAAGAAUUAGGGAAGUUACAAAGGCAGGUCUUUGAGAUGUCAUCAGAGCUAAAGACAGCUUCGCAAGAACGUGAAUCGCUUAGAACUGAGCUUGAAUUGAUAAAACUUGAAAGAGACAAGAUGAAAGUCCUUCUCAACCUUAAGGACCAAGAGCUAGCCCAGUUGAAAAAUGAUGUCCUAUUGGUGGGAGAUAAUGUGACAGGUCAGGCAAAAGUCGAUUUCCCUCAAAAUGAGCUGACUGACGUGAACACAACCGGGGGAAGCAAAGCUUCAAGAUUCUUCUGUUCAUCACCGAACACAACAUCAUCAGAAGAUAGCCCACUUACUAAGUCUUGGCAAAAGCUCAGUUGUAUCGCCCCGAGUGGAGGAGGGGACAACAGGACGGUAAUGCCAGUUCGAAAAGAGAUCAAGACGAAGAAGAAGACAAGGGAGAAAAAGCCGGAAGAAUUAUCUCACGUCGUCACUCAGGUCUUCUCACUCCACCAGACAUCCCCUGAAAGGCUCAGCUCGCUUAAAAACGAGCUCAAGGAGCUCUUUGCUGAGAUGAAGCACCAGGCGGAGCUUGCUGUCGACCAAGAGGAUAUGACGAGUACCAGCGAGAUUUUCAAGCUUACACACGGCUCUUCUUGGACACAGCUCUCCGACACGUCUCAUUCUCAUAGCAUCUCAGCAGACUCGAGCGAUGUCUCCUGAUAGCAAUGUUUUUAUUUGUUUGUUACAAAUAAAAAAGGGUUUUUUAGUCACCCAUAAUGUUUAUUUUUAAUAUCUGAUUAUACAUAUAUUAUUAUUACUGCAUUUAGAUUUUUAUAUAUUUUUGUAAAUUAUACUUGUCUAAAAGACAUAUGUAUGUAUUGUAAAAUUUAAAUAAUUUAGGGAAUCAAUUGUUUCACAAUGGAUCAAUUUUACUGUUACCUCUUCUUUCUUUUUUUUUUAAAUUUUUGUUUGAUCCAUGAAUGCACAAAA
Messenger RNA from Cimex lectularius (bed bug), 2233 nucleotides. RefSeq names its product centromere-associated protein E-like. The record is from RefSeq and is a predicted model, not a curated record. The transcript is spliced from 9 exons. The coding region runs from base 260 to 1963 and encodes 567 amino acids. NCBI's taxonomy places the organism in Eukaryota, Metazoa, Arthropoda, Insecta, Hemiptera, Cimicidae.